Molecule: messenger RNA, 570 nt
Organism: Hibiscus syriacus
Lineage: Eukaryota; Viridiplantae; Streptophyta; Magnoliopsida; Malvales; Malvaceae
Product: auxin-responsive protein SAUR50-like
Exons: 1
Coding region: 87-557 (156 amino acids)
Biological process (GO): response to auxin
Source: RefSeq, a predicted model, not a curated record
UCUACGACUGGAGUUCACUCUUUUUCUCGGAAAAUAUUCUCUUUUUUUCUUGCUCCAUUUUCUUUCACUUUCUGGGGGGGGGGGAAAUGUAUCAGGGUAAGUGCCAGAAAAUUCGUCAGAUCGUCAGGAUCCGACAAAUGCUCAAGCAGUGGCGAAGGAAUGCCCGGAUAACAGCCGACAGAAACAACGGUAAUAACGAACGCGCGCCGUCCGAUGUUCCAUCCGGACACGUGGCGGUCGUCGUGGGCGUCAGUAUGAGGAGAUUUAUCGUACGCGCGACGUACCUUAACCACCCCAUGUUCAGAAACCUCCUCGUACAAACGGAAGAGGAGUACGGUUUCAACAACGACGGACCGUUAACGAUUCCAUGCGACGAGUCGUUCUUCGAGGAGAUUCUCCGAGUCGUAUCCGGACCCGACUCAUCGUCAACCUCGGGCCGUUUCUCCAAAUUCGAGGUUCUACAGAGAUACUGCCACGUCGGCAUGAAGAACAAACUCGGGGUUUUCAGUGAAUCCCGACCGUUGCUUCAUGGGGCCGCCGAUAAAUCAGUCUACUGACAGCUAAAGCAAG